AUGGCUAGUUUGGUUUCUCCUAUUGCUCAGUUGGUAGAGCGUGCGGCUGUUAACCUCAAGGUCGCUGGUUCAAACCCAGCUGGGAGAGCUCCUUUGCACCACGCGCUGUCCAGCCUCAUAUUGAGCAACUUCUCGUGCACGACGUCGCUUCUACUGUCAUUAGAUGCACCGAUGCUCCGUUAUCGACGCCAUCAACACCGUAUUGAACCGUUCGAAUGCGAUGCACGUUGCGACAUUCUGAUCGAUGGUCGAGUCCCACCCGGUCUUGGUGACAACAUCUUGGUUUCGUUCUUUCUCUGGUGUCAGGUCAGCUGCUUUGUCUCUGUUGUUGCCGUUGUCAAAAGACAGGCUAACGAACUCGAGUGUGAGCUCAAGCAAUCGGAUACUGUGCCUAUGGUCCGGUGUCAGCUGUCAGUGUAA
Molecule: messenger RNA, 420 nt
Organism: Peronospora matthiolae
Lineage: Eukaryota; Oomycota; Peronosporomycetes; Peronosporales; Peronosporaceae
Source: the annotation of a GenBank genome assembly